Messenger RNA from Coffea arabica (coffee), 885 nucleotides. Lineage: Eukaryota; Viridiplantae; Streptophyta; Magnoliopsida; Gentianales; Rubiaceae. The record is from RefSeq and is a predicted model, not a curated record.
UAUUUCCUAGUAAUUGAUCUUCCUAGUUAUGUUUUUCACUUUUCUUUCUCCUUUCUCUGGUCCAGGCUUGAGGGCAAAGUUGCACUCAUAACAGGUAGUGCAAGAGGAAUUGGAGGUGCAACAGCAAAGCUAUUUGCCAAGAAUGGAGCCUACGUUGUUAUUGCUGAUAUACUAGACGAAUUAGGAUCAAAAUUAGCUGAUUCAAUUGGAGGGCGCUAUAUACAUUGUGAUGUUUCUAAAGAAGAAGACGUUGAAUCAGCUGUAGAAUUUGCGUUGGCAUGGAAAGGCAAACUAGACAUCAUGUUUAACAAUGCCGGCGUUGGUGGCCCUGGAGGGAGCAUCUCCAGUCUUAACAUGGAGGAUGUGAGAGCCCUCCUCUCCAUCAAUCUGUUUGGCAUUAUACACGGGAUUAAGCAUGCUUCGAGAGCAAUGAUCGCAGGUAAAAAUGGAGGCAGCAUUAUCUGUUCAUCGAGCUCGGCAGCCAUCAUGGGAGGCCUUGCAGCACAUGCCUACACAGCAUCAAAAACUGCAAUUCUUGGACUGGCCAAGACUACUGCUUGUGAGUUGGGAGUAUAUGGGAUUCGUGUGAAUUGCAUUUCACCUCAUGGUGUAGCCUCAGAGAUGCUCUUGAGUGCCUACAGAACAUGCCUUGGGAGGGAUGAUCUACAGGCUGAGGACGUAACAAAGAUUGUGGGUGAGAGGGGAAGUCUCCUGAGAGGCAGAGGCGGAAGCAUGGAAGAUGUCGCAAAAGCAGUAUUGUUUUUAGCUAGUGAUGAAUCUGGAUUCAUAACAGCCCACAAUCUUGUGAUUGAUGGAGGCUAUACUUCAGCUUGCAGUCACAUGAGUCCUAUCUACACUUCAAAAGUUUGAAAUUCACCGAGUACA